UCAGUUCAAAAAGUUCUCUUCCGUCAAUAACAUCAGCAUGAAAUUGUAUUUGGCUAUUUUCAUGGUCCAUUUCACAUUGUGGAAUGCAUAUGCCGCCAAUUUACAAGAAUGCUCAUUUGAAUGUGACAAUACUAAGGCUCCAAUCUGCAGCUUCGAUGGCAAAAGUUGUUAUUAUGAGCAUACGAAUGACUGUUUUCUGGCCCGUGAGAAGUGCGCUCGUCAGAUAUUGAAUCUAAGCGUAUUGCAGCAAGGCACUCGAACAAAAUGCUUAGAUAACCAAAGGCCAAUAUGUCACAACCUGUCCACAGUUCCGAAAGUAAAACAAGCAUUGCGCAAGCAUUUUAAAUAAUAAAUGAUUUUUAACUAUUAA
Messenger RNA from Drosophila virilis, 370 nucleotides. NCBI's taxonomy places the organism in Eukaryota, Metazoa, Arthropoda, Insecta, Diptera, Drosophilidae. The record is from RefSeq and is a predicted model, not a curated record.